Messenger RNA from Orbicella faveolata, 1195 nucleotides. RefSeq names its product 26S proteasome non-ATPase regulatory subunit 9-like. Lineage: Eukaryota; Metazoa; Cnidaria; Anthozoa; Scleractinia; Merulinidae. The record is from RefSeq and is a predicted model, not a curated record.
UUCAUGAUGACAUAUUUUUUGAGCCCGCAUGCACACUAACUGACCUUCAUUUUCAAGAUGGCGGACGUUUCAAUGCAAAAAGUGAAAGAUUUGAUGGCAAAGAAAGAUGCAAUUGAACAGGAAAUCAAGGAGUUUCAAGACGUUCUUGAAUCUCAAAAAGGAGUCGGGAUGCAUGGAAAGUUGAUCGACGAUGAGAAUUAUCCCCGCUCAGAUAUCGAUGUUUACGCGGUUCGUGUUGCAAGAAAUCGAAUUAUAUGUCUUCAAAAUGACCAUAAGGCGUUAAUGAAGGAAAUAGAGGAAGGCAUUCAUGAGGUGCAUGCCAGAGCACGAGAACAGAAAAAUAAUGCAAAGGAAAACCAGGAGGAUAAAGAAAUGGCAGGUAAAGCUGCGAAGGUGGUUUAGUAAUCGAUUAAGUCUCUGGAUGUUCAAACAUUGUUAUUGUUCAAAGUAGGUAAAGAGCAUUACUUGUGGUUAAAUCGGUAUUUUCUCCAAAAUGCCAAUUUGAAAAAAGGUACAAAAGUCAGUUUUGAUAUUCGCUGCGUCUCUAAUUUGUCCAGCAGCCGGACAGGUUUUUCAAAAUACUCCAUGUCCGGCAGUCAAAAUUAUUUUUUAAAAAUUCAUUUAAUAAUAUCAAAUCCUUGUUUAUAUGGCUGAAUACUUCACUAUUUCCACCGUAGUGUGAAAUUUGGUGAGCUGGCACCCUACACCAGGAUUUAUAACAUAGACUAUUAUAAAAUAAUUGGCAGUCAAAACGUUUAAAUAGUACUCUGGUUAGCCUAAAAAUCACUCUGGUUAGCCUGAAUAGCACUUGGGAAGCCUGUUUAUGGUUAGCUUUCAAUAAUGCUAAGGGUAACUCUAUAAAUAUAUAAAAAAUUCUGAGCACUGCUGGCUGGUUGCCAUGGUGCAGUGGUCAUGGGUAUCGCUUGCCAUACCAGCUACCCGGGUUUGAUUCCUCUUGGGGUUGCCUGUCAUAAAGUUCUUUUCACGUUGCUUUAAUUUAUAAAACUCUCAUGGCCAGACACGGAGUAUUUUAAAAAACCUGCCCAGCUGUCGGACAUGUAGCCACAGUGUUUGAUAUUUCAAAGAAAUAAAUUCAGUAAACUCUUUUCUUAAAUAUGCCCAAUUCCCUCACAUAAAUUAUGGUAAGACUAAUAUCUUUUCUGUGAGACUUUGUUAACUUGCACAAAAAGUCAAG